GCCUGUCAGACAGCGACGAGGAAACACUACCCAACAUUCUACUGAACUACAACCAGAAUGUGAAGCAUGGCCGGUGAAGGCGAAAAGAAGCCAGUGCUGGAAAUGGUCCAGGCAGAUGGUGCUGAUGAAGGAUGUGUGACAUUUGUGCUGCAUGAUGAAGACCAUACACUGGGCAACUCCCUCAGAUAUAUGAUUAUGAAGACUGUGGAUGUGGAUUUCUGUGGCUACACCAUCACUCAUCCCUCUGAGAGCAAGAUCAACUUUCGCAUUCAGACACGAGGGGGACUUCCUGCCACAGAGCCUCUGCGGAGGGGUCUGAAUGAGCUCAAUGAUGUUUGUCAACAUGUUCUCAACACCUUUCAGGCAAGAGUUAAUGAAUUCAAAGAUGGUCUGGAGCAACCCAUGGAAUGAGGAGCAUGACGCAUGUGUGCCAAUGAAGCUGUCAAGACACACUUUGUAAAAACUAACGAUGUCAUGUGGAUUUGUCCUCUUUUUUUUUUUUAUAUCUACUACUUAGAGAAGGAAAAGUUCUCCUUAAAAUAGUUCAAUCGAAUUCCAAUCCGAGUAUUUGUACUUUUUUUUUUAUAUGAUGUCAAAUUUAUGUUUCAUUGUUGUGCAUGAUAAAUGUUUAUCAGUCCCGUGCUGAUUAUUCCCACGUUUUUGGAAGGAGUAAUAAAAGACAGUUAAGACAUGAAA
Molecule: messenger RNA, 696 nt
Organism: Labrus bergylta (ballan wrasse)
Lineage: Eukaryota; Metazoa; Chordata; Actinopteri; Labriformes; Labridae
Gene: polr1d
Product: RNA polymerase I and III subunit D
Biological process (GO): DNA-templated transcription
Cellular component (GO): RNA polymerase I complex; RNA polymerase III complex
Molecular function (GO): protein dimerization activity; DNA binding
Source: RefSeq, a predicted model, not a curated record